CUGAAAUAGUUUCUUUGCUCUGCUUGUAUAGUCUGACAAGCGGGUUUGUUAUGUAGCACUGGUGCUACAAUGAGAGUACCUGUUUUGGCUCCUAAACCUAGCUUUUGUAUGAUAUUAUUUUGAUUUGCAGACAUUGUCUUAAUGUUCUCUGCGCGCGUUUACUAAUUUCAGAUCCUUUUUUUUCCCGAGCUAAAUUACCAUCUACGCUAGCUUGAAAUGGGCGAGUUAGCAGUAGGUCCGUCAAUUGAAGUUGUCGGGAGAUUGACUUGAAGCAUUAUUUUACACUUUUGUCGUUGAGCAUGGCCGACAAAGGAGACAAACGCAAACCCAGGUGGAGUUUGUCCUCCAAGAACAAGAAGAAAGCAAGCGCUCUCGCUGUCAACACAACUCCCAUCACGUCGUUCUUCAGCAACCCGCAGCCUCCCGAACUGUGCUGCCCUCUUUGUGGUCAGAUGGUUCUCAGAUUUGGCAUCAACGAGCACAUUGAUUUUCAGUGCAAGAACUUUGAGAGAGCAGACAGUGAUGCCUCGUCAGCAAGUAAGACUGCCGUGUCACCCAGCAGGAAUUCCCCCAGGUCCUCCCAGCUAGAUCCAGAGCAGGAGGACGAAACCAAGACAAGUCCUUAUUUCAAGAGGAGAACCUCUCCGAAUGUGUCUCGGGAAAUAAGCAGCAAGAUUGUAGUCAGAACGCUCAACCUAGGAAGUCUCUCCACUAAGUUAUCUAGAACAUGCCAAAAGACAAAUGAUAGCACUCACUCAAAUGUUAAAGAUGCAUGUUCUGAGUUUAAAGAUUCUUUGGAUGAUGUUAGCAACUCACAGAAAGAAAAUAUUGGCAGCCAGGCUUCAGGAAGCAACGGACACUCAAUAAGAGCAAUCGAGUUGACAACAACCGAUGUCGGGACGAGUAUAACAGCGGCAAGUUUGGAAAAAGACCCCAAAUCAGAGAUGUGGCCAAAAGCGUUCCUCUCCUCUUCCUCCAAACACGUUAAGCGAAAGAAGGAGACGCCUGACACUGGUAAGGUGUCUAGUUUACUAAAGAAACCAAAACACGAGGGAACCAGCUCGACGGAAACAUUUUCCGGUCAAAAGGCAGAAGAUGGUGGAAGACCUAAGACCGAAGUGCCCUCUCCCGCUGAUUGUGAGCCCCUUUCAAGCUCGGACAAGUCCUCCAUUACUAGCAGUGAUUUACAGGCGGUGCGUGUGGCUGCGAAAAGCAUCAGGGAGCAGACAGGCGACACAUCACCCCCACAAAGACUUCCCUAUUACUUACGCAAUUUCCAGACUGUCCUACAGGCCGUGCUGGAGAACGAGGAUGACAGAGCCCUGUUCAACCAGGAUGACAUGAUGCUGGUGCAAACCUUUGAGAAGCUAUCAGUCAUGGGACAGAAGUUGUAUGUGAGACUGUUUCAGCGGAAACUGAAGUGGCUUCAAGCCGAUAAACUGGAUUAUGAAGAAAUAUGCAGUGAUUUGGGGCCUGUUACUCAGGAGCUGGUGCAAGGUGGUCUUCUGGAGACGGAGAAUGACCUAUGCGAUGUAGAAGAAGUUCUAGAGCUCUUGCCGGCUCCUGAGCUCAAAGCACUGGCAAAGACUUUUCAUCUGGGAAAAGUCUGCGGAACUCAAAAACAGCAGCUAGUAGAUGGGCUUCUCCGGCUGAGCAAGCAGAAGUCACUCUUCUCGCUGAGCCAGCCUCAAAACAACAUCAGGGCUGUCAUCUUGAAAAGAGCAAAGCAGCUUGCAGGUUCCUGUGUGCGUCUGCACCGCGGUCCUCGGGCUGUCUUCUCUCGCAUCCUUCUGCUCUUCUCCCUGACUGACACUAUGGAUGAGGAGGAGAUAGCAGCAGGUGGACAAAGCCAGCUUUAUACCAUCCUGCUAGUCAACUCAGGGCGUCUGGCCUUCCCAAAUUAUGUUGUGCAGCGCACGGCAAAGGUGUUCAGGGACAGAGACGACCUCAUCAGAUAUGAAGCAUCCAUGCGAGCCUUGCAGGAGGUGAUCUUGGCUAUGCAGGCAGGUCACUGGGAAGAGGCUAUGGACCUUUAUACUACAGCCAAGAAUGAGUGGCAGGACCUGAAGACGAGUUAUGAUCUCAGUCACCAAAAGGAGCUCCCAGUAUUCCUGCGCAGCUUCACCACAGGAUGGGCUUACACUCGUAUAUUAUCAAGAGGCGUGGAGAUCUUACAGAGGCUGCAUCGAUAUGAGGAGGCUGUCGAUGAGUUGCGGUCCUUGCUGCUGCAGGAUGUUUACUGCCCUGACAGUAGAGGGCGCUGGUGGGACAGACUGGCACUGAACCUUCAACAGCACCUCAAAAAACCUGAACACGCCAUCUGUGCUAUCAGAGAUGGGUUGUCUGACCCGCUAGUGCGAACGGGACAUAAGCUAUCCCUCUACCAGAGAGCCUUUAGGAUGAGAGAGUCUGCCAGCUUCAAGAAAUACCGUCUGCAGCUCAGAGAUCUGCCCACUGUCGAUGUCCAGGAUGUCAGACAUGUGACCAUCCGAGGACAGCUUUUUCCCCAUGAAGGGGGGAUGGGGAAAUCACGUUUUUUAGUACCGUCAAAUGGGGAAGAUUGUACUGACGGAACUGUAAUAUGCUCUGUGGAAGACCUGUCUUUAUUUCAUUACCGCCAGCAAGGCUUUGACCAAGGAAUCCAUGGAGAGGGCUCAACAUUUUCAACACUAUUUGCCCUUCUGUUGUGGGACAUAAUUUUUAUGGACGGUAUACCAGAUGUUUUCCGAAAUCUGUACCAGGCAUGUCCACUGGACUUUUACACUGACUGUUUCUAUGAGAACCGAAGAGAGGCAGUGGAUUCCCGUGUACAGUUACUUAGUGAAGCUUCUGUAGAAACCUUGCACGCUAUGUUGGAGGAUGUCUGGACUUCCCAAGAGGGUAAAGUUUGUUCAUGUGCCAACUGGGAGCGAUUCUCUUCGCUUAGGCAAGCCCAGUCUAUUGUGUCAUGCAUGGGUGGAGCCUUCUUAGCAGGAGUAAUAGCACGGAUGGCGAAAGACUUCAGGCACUGUCGUGGAGGUUUGCCUGACCUCGUUGUGUGGAACACAUUCAAUUAUACCUACAAGCUGGUGGAGGUGAAGGGGCCGAAUGACCGUCUGUCCCAGAAGCAACAGAUCUGGUUGGAUGAGCUGCAAAAACUGGGUGCUGAUGUGGAGGUGUGUCAUGUGGUGGCCACUGGAGCCAAAGGAUCUUGUGUGGAAUAAAAAAGGGGGGGGGGGGGGGGGGUAAAGGAGACCAAAGUGAUAAAAAUGGCUUUUUCAAUUCUGUUGAUCUAGACUGUGCUGUUUAUCUCAGCUGCAGGGAAUGAAUUGCAGAGUGAAAGUGGAGUAUAAUACGCUACAUCGUGCCAUUGUUUAUCGAGGAAACUAUCACAAAAAAGCUUUCGGCUCAAAAUAAUCACAUCUCACACAAAGCUGAUAGUGUUUUUCUUUUCUCUGACAUUGUGGCCUAGAUAUUUUAUCUUAAAACAAAUGACACCAAUGACUUGACGAUGACUUUAUUAUAUACAUUUUAGCACGUCAUACUUCUCUCAAUAAAAAAAUAUAUUAAUACAACGAAGUCUGUCAGAGAAGUUCCAGGACUGCCACAAAAGAUCUAUUUCCAAUCCAAACUGCACGUUUUCCUCUUCGAAGUCAUCCCCCUGGAGUGAUACGUGCUUUCUCUGCCACGCCUUCAUGCCCUCUUGGAAGAAUUAUUCAGGAUCCUCCGCAGUUCUGUCGUCAGGGCAAUGUUGUCAUGCAGAGCUUUUGAAAGAGGAAAACAUCACACAGAGCCAGGUUGUGUGAGUACGGCGAUUGCUCCAGCACAGCCACGUUUUUUUCUCAGCAAGGAACUGUCGUGUGGAACUGUUGCGAACAGGAACAUUGUCCUGCCAUAAUUGUCCUCUUCUCACUUACUGAUGGAAGCAAACGCUGCAGGAUUUAUGUAGAUGUGCUGGUUGAUUGUCUGGCCCAUGUCUGUUAUACUGCCCCCAGGUGGCCAAAGUGCACACACCAGAAUGACUAGCAUAAUGUACAUUGAAUUGAAUGAUAACGAGUGACAAAAACGGUUUAAAUCUAUGCAUGUAAUUCCAGUGUGUUUUAAUAAAGUAUGAUAUCAUAAAGUG
Messenger RNA from Phyllopteryx taeniolatus (common seadragon), 4105 nucleotides. RefSeq names its product FANCD2 and FANCI associated nuclease 1 (gene fan1). NCBI's taxonomy places the organism in Eukaryota, Metazoa, Chordata, Actinopteri, Syngnathiformes, Syngnathidae. Gene Ontology annotation, cellular component: nucleus. The transcript has 13 exons. Gene Ontology annotation, molecular function: 5'-3' exonuclease activity; flap-structured DNA binding; 5'-flap endonuclease activity. The record is from RefSeq and is a predicted model, not a curated record. The coding region runs from base 300 to 3203 and encodes 967 amino acids. Gene Ontology annotation, biological process: interstrand cross-link repair.